Messenger RNA from Oppia nitens, 1242 nucleotides. RefSeq lists its product as uncharacterized. NCBI's taxonomy places the organism in Eukaryota, Metazoa, Arthropoda, Arachnida, Sarcoptiformes, Oppiidae. The coding region runs from base 1 to 1242 and encodes 413 amino acids. Gene Ontology annotation, molecular function: UDP-glycosyltransferase activity. The record is from RefSeq and is a predicted model, not a curated record. The transcript is spliced from 3 exons.
AUGACAAAAUUAAAAGUACUAUUUAUGCCAGUUGACGGUACGGGACAUGUAAAUGCGGCCAUAGCUAUGGCACAGGUGCUGAUCAAAGCAGGACACGAGUGUACAUUUGGCAUAUGUGAUCAAUGGAGGGGUAAACUGGAGCCGUACGGUAUCCGAGAGAUAUUGUGGUCAAUGAAAGAUCGUGAAAAUGCUGACGAAUCGGCCGCCAAAUACUGGGGACUGUUUCUGAAAGAAAAAGGUAUACUUGGACCGGAAGGUCCACUGGAAAAGUCGUUAAUUAUGUUAAAAGAUCAGAAAGCAGUGAUCGAAAUGCAACAGGAAAUCAACAAAAAUGCUGAACAAACUAUACGUGAGGUUCGACCCGAUAUCAUACUAGUCGAUCAAAUGGUUUCGCUAUUAUCUGUUAUGAAAUCAGGAAUCCCGUGGGUAUUAGUAUGUAGUUGUAAUCCAUUAGCGUUUAUACGGGACGACAGAACACCGCCAGCUUUUUCUGGUUUACCCAUAACUGGAUCCAUCAGUGAGUGGCAGACAUUUAAAAAUGUAUAUAAAGAAGGAAUGCAAGAGUCGUGGAAAAUAUUGAAUGACAUUGAAGUGGCCAAUGGUUUGCCGGCUUUAAAGGAAAUGUCAUAUAUUAAUGAUUCAAAAUAUCUUAAUAUAUAUGAUUAUCCGUUGGAAUUGGAUUAUCUGGACAUAAGACCACUGCCCGACAAUUGGUAUCGUUUUGAUAAUUUUAUGAGAAGUGAACAACAUUUGCCGUUUGAAAUACCGCAACAAUUGUGGUACAAACCGGGAAAACUGAUAUAUUUUUCAUUGGGCUCUAUGGGCGGCACAGAUGUUGAUAAUAUGAAACGCUUAGUCGGUAUACUUGCAAAAUCUAAGCACAGAUUUAUUGUAUCGAAAGGACCGUUAGGUGAUGAGUACGAUCUACCAGACAAUAUGUGGGGUCAGCCAAGUGUACCGCAAACACAAGUCCUGCCAUUAGUUGAUUUGGUUAUAACUCACGGCGGAAACAAUACUAUUACCGAAACGUUUUCAUUUGGCAAACCUAUGAUAGUUAUGCCUCUGUUUGCCGAUCAGUUCGAUAACGCACAGAGAGUCCAUGAAAAAGGAUAUGGUAUACGACUCGAUGCCUACAAGUGCUCUGAAGAGCAACUAUUGACAACUAUUGAAAGUCUAGUUAAUGACAAUAUAUUAUCUGAAAAAUUGAAAAAAAUAUCACAAAGAAUUCCCAUCAGACGUUGA